GGUGAUAGCUCCUAUGUAAAGGAUCGUUGGUGUGUGUUUGAUGGAUUCAUGGUCUUUUGUCUUUGGGUGUCACUGGUUUUACAGGUGUUUGAAAUUGCUGAAAUAGUUGACCAGAUGUCACCCUGGGGCAUGUUACGGAUUCCACGACCACUCAUUAUGAUUCGAGCAUUCCGCAUAUAUUUUCGUUUUGAGCUGCCAAGAACUAGGAUAACAAAUAUCUUGAAGCGUUCUGGAGAGCAAAUCUGGAGUGUUUCAAUUUUCCUACUGUUCUUUCUCCUCCUGUAUGGGAUCCUGGGAGUGCAGAUGUUUGGAACUUUUACAUACCAUUGCGUGACCGACGACACACAGCCAGG
Messenger RNA from Leptosomus discolor (cuckoo roller), 353 nucleotides. The record is from RefSeq and is a predicted model, not a curated record. NCBI's taxonomy places the organism in Eukaryota, Metazoa, Chordata, Aves, Leptosomiformes, Leptosomidae.